This is a messenger RNA of Tribolium castaneum (red flour beetle), 999 nucleotides long. It is a transcript of the gene Ak2, whose product is annotated as Adenylate kinase 2. The record is from RefSeq and is a predicted model, not a curated record. NCBI's taxonomy places the organism in Eukaryota, Metazoa, Arthropoda, Insecta, Coleoptera, Tenebrionidae. Gene Ontology annotation, cellular component: cytoplasm; mitochondrion. Gene Ontology annotation, molecular function: ATP binding; AMP kinase activity. Gene Ontology annotation, biological process: ADP biosynthetic process. The transcript has 4 exons. The coding region runs from base 157 to 876 and encodes 239 amino acids.
ACCGACAAAAAAAUGAGCAAAUAAUAAAUUAAGCCAAACGGCUUGAUUUUGUUAAGUUGGCAGCAUUUAAACUUGACAUUCCCAGCGUGUGUCAUAAUCGCUGUCACAAUCAUAUAAUUUUUUUCUAGUGGAUAUCAAAGCCAUUUGUAGUAGAAAAUGCCUUCAGUUGCCGUGCCAAAAAUUUCCCGGGAAGAGGGCCCAAUUGGCAUUAAUGCCAUACUAUUGGGGCCCCCAGGCUCGGGUAAGGGAACUCAAGCCCCCAAACUGAAAGAAAAGUAUUGUGUGUGCCACCUUUCAACCGGAGACAUGCUGCGUGCUGAAAUCCAGUCUGGCUCAGUUCUCGGAGCCAAACUGAAGAAAAUCAUGGACGAAGGGAAGCUCGUAAGCGACGAUCUUGUUGUUAACAUGAUCGAUAGCAACCUUGACAAACCCGAAUGCAAGAACGGAUUCUUGCUGGAUGGGUUCCCGCGAACCGUGGUGCAGGCUGAAAAGCUUGACGAUUUGCUGGAGAAGAGGGACACGAGUUUAGACGCUGUGAUAGAAUUUGGAAUAGACGACAGUUUACUUGUGCGCCGCAUUACGGGCCGAUUAAUCCAUCCAAAGAGUGGCCGUUCAUAUCACGAGGAGUUCCAUCCGCCCAGGAAACCCAUGACAGACGACGUUACCGGUGAGCCCCUUGUGAGACGCUCCGAUGACACGGCAGAGGCUCUGAAGAAGCGUCUCCAAGCGUAUCACACACAAACUAGGCCUCUUGUCGAUUAUUACCAAAUUCGGGGGAUCCACCACCGCAUCGAUGCGUCCAAAGCCGCCAACGAGGUGUUCAGUAAAAUCGACAGCAUUUUCAUGCGGGCACGCAAGUCGAGAAUUGGAUUUUAAUCUUUUCCAACUUUGUUCAUUUAAUGCAUUUAUAGUCACCUUUAUUUGGAUCAUGAAUAUUAAUUUUUGUCGGGCCUUUUUACGUUGUUAUGAGUAGAAAAAUUAUACAAACUGUUACUUCAA